GAUAUCUCUAGUUUUAAACUGACAUAUUUUUAUGGAGAUGUUUUUAUUAUUAAUUAGAGUUCCGACUGGAGCGUGUGGUGAAGCAACAUUUGUCAAAACAAUUCUUCUUGUUGUGGCGGGGGGAGCGGAUUGUGACGGGAGGCCUUCAUGGGGUGCUUGCCAUCUCUGUCUAGAUGGGGAGGCCGGAGUAUGAGAGAGUAGCUGUAUGAAUGUUUGGAGCUACCGUGAAGCCAAGGCAAAGUCGGGAGAAUCCCCACGGGAAUGGAACAGACCCUAAAUCUGCUGCAGACGUGGCGCGUUUCUGAAGUCUACAUAUCUGCGCGCCCAACAGGCCUUUUCUAAUUCAAACGCAAUGUGCGGUGCUACGGCUCACUGUGUAUGGCGCGCAUAGCUAUGUUGCAUUUGUGUUACUUGCCCAUGUCUAGUUCACACUCCAGUGAGUUGCUAUGUGAGGUUUCUAAAUGGCAAGUUGUUGAUGGCUUUAAUUGUGAAGCUUCAGAAGGUAGAUGAUGCUCGUUUAGCUAAGCGGUUUCAGAAGGUAGAUGAUGCUCGUUUAGCUAAGCGGUUUCAGAAGGUAGAUGAUGCUCGUUUAGCUAAGCGGUUUCAGAAGGUAGAUGAUGCUAGCCUGGCUAAGCUAUUUGAGAAGGUAGAUGAUGCUAGCCUGGCUAAGCUAUUUGAGAAGGUAGAUGAUGCUAGCCUGGCUAAGCUAUUUGAGAAGGUAGAUGAUGCUAGCCUGGCUAAGCUAUUUGAGAAGGUAGAUGAUGCUAGCCUGGAUAAGCUAUUUGAGAAGGUAGAUGAUGCUAGCCUGGAUAAGCUAUUUGAGAAGGUAGAUGAUGCUAGCAUGGAUAAGCUAUUUGAGAAGGUAGAUGAUGCUAGCCUGGCUAAGCUAUUUGAGAAGGUAGAUGAUGCUAGCCUGGCUAAGCUAUUUGAGAAGGUAGAUGAUGCUAGCCUGGCUAAGCUAUUUGAGAAGGUAGAUGAUGCUAGCAUGGAUAAGCUAUUUGAGAAGGUAGAUGAUGCUAGCCUGGCUAAGCUAUUUGAGAAGGUAGAUGAGACUAGCCUGGAUAAGCUAUUUGAGAAGGUAGAUGAUGCUAGCAUGGAUAAGCUAUUUGAGAAGGUAGAUGAUGCUAGCAUGGAUAAGCUAUUUGAGAAGGUAGAUGAUGCUAGCAUGGAUAAGCUAUUUGAGAAGGUAGAUGAUGCUAGCCUGGCUAAGCGGUUUCAGAAGGUAGAUGAUGCUAGCCUGGCUAAGCUAUUUGAGAAGGUAGAUGAUGCUAGCCUGGCUAAGCUAUUUGAGAAGGUAGAUGAUGCUAGCAUGGAUAAGCUAUUUGAGAAGGUAGAUGAUGCUAGCCUGGAUAAGCUAUUUGAGAAGGUAAAUAAGCAGCAGACCGGAACAGUGAGUGAGUUCACUAUUGAGAAUAAUAUAAUAAUAAUAUAUGCCAUUUAGCAGACGCUUUUAUCCAAAGCGACUUACAGUCAUGUGUGCAUACAUUCUACGUAUGGGUGGUCCCGGGAAUCGAACCCACUAUCCUGGCGUUACAAGCGCCAUGCUCUACCAACUGAGCUACAGAAGGACCGAGAAGUUAUGCAGAGUGUUUGAGGAGGGCAACACGUUGGUGUUGCAGGGCCAGUUCUCUGGAGUUGGGCCAUAGUGUCCCUUUCUCACAUCCAGCAACGUUUUAAAAGUUUUUAAUGGCCUAGGAUCACACAGAAUGUUUAUGCCAGUCAUGUCCAGAGUGUUAGGCUACAGCUCUUAAAUGGCACAGUUGAAACACCUUCCCACUGACGAGAUGGACAAGCCAGCACCAAUCAGUGCGCCCUACGUGCUCACGAUUGAUACAUGCUAAAGUCUGACCUCAAAACAUAAAUGCAAAAACCAAAGCCUGUUACUCAACUGCUAAGAAGAGAACAUGUUUUAUUGUUCUAAUUUAAUUAACAACAUUUUGCAUAGAAGAAGAAGAAAUCUAUUUUCUAUAAGUAUGUGCUGUCGCUUAAAGAAAUGAAUGACAUCAUUAGUGAGGCAGAAUGUGGCUGUGGAAGACUGACAUUGUGGCUGUGGAAGACUGACUUUGUGGCUGUGGAAGACUGGCAUUGUGGCUGUGGAAGACUGACUUUGUGGCUGUGGAAGACUGACAUUGUGGCUGUGGAAGACUGACUUUGUGGCUGUGGAAGACUGACAUUGUGGCUGUGGAAGACUGACUUUGGCUGUGGAAGACUGACAUUGUGGCUGUGGAAGACUGACUUUGUGGCUGUGGAAGACUGACAUUGUGGCUGUGGAAGACUGACAUUGUGGCUGUGGAAGACUGACAUUGUGGCUGUGGAAGACUGACAUUGUGGCUGUGGAAUCUGACUUUGUGGCUGUGGAAUCUGACUUUGUGGCUGUGGAAUCUGACUUUGUGGCUGUGGAAUCUGACUUUGUGGCUGUGGAAUCUGACUUUGUGGCUGUGGAAUCUGACUUUGUGGCUGUGGAAUCUGACUUUGUGGCUGUGGAAUCUGACUUUGUGGCUGUGGAAUCUGACUUUGUGGCUGUGGAAUCUACAUAUUAUUACAGACUACUCGGAUAGUGAAUCCGCUGGAAGCUAGGAAAUUAGGCCUACAAUUAAAGCUGGAAGCUCCCAGUAUAUUCUUGCAUUGUAAAAGUGUUGUAGCCUGUAGGGAUAUUGCUUUGUGAACAAUAAUGAACUGUUUCAACAUUUCUACAUAACACACUUGAAUAAUGCAGCAUGUUAACUUCUACACUGCGAGAGCGGGGAGCUAGCGGCUCUAACAGUGAAUGAGUAGGUGGACCAGGCUCUUGGCGCUGUAAAGGGGCUGACCUGACAUAGACUUGUGAUUGGGGCUGCCCUGACACGGACUUGUGAUUGGGGCUGCCCUGACACGGACU
Oncorhynchus keta (chum salmon) is the source of this 2878-nucleotide messenger RNA. RefSeq lists its product as uncharacterized. NCBI's taxonomy places the organism in Eukaryota, Metazoa, Chordata, Actinopteri, Salmoniformes, Salmonidae. The record is from RefSeq and is a predicted model, not a curated record. The transcript is spliced from 4 exons. The coding region runs from base 476 to 1441 and encodes 321 amino acids.